AUGCUUACAGAAUUAAAUAAAACCCAAGUUGAACAUUCACUCAUGGGAGAAACAAUCUAUGAUGAAAAGGUGCCUAAAGGAGCUCUGUUACCCUUGAAUGAACAAUUUAAAAAAUAUUUAGAACAUGGUGAUAAUUUGAAUAGUUUUAUUAAUAAGCUCACCUUACGAAAAAAUGACAAUUCAAGUAUCUCUCAUUUUGUACAAGGGAAUCUUUGGCGACAGAAAACAUUGCAGUAUGUUGGAAAAUUAGUUUUUCCUUUUUUUUUGUACAUGGAUGAUGUGGAAAUAAACAAUCCUUUAGGGUCUCAUGCAAUGUCCCAAUCAAUAUCUGCAAUUUACUAUAGUUUUCCACUUGCGGAAAACAGUUCUCAACUCUCAAAUAUUUUCCUGGCUGCACUUAUAAAAACCACUGAUUAUAAAAAAUUUGGAAACGAACCAUGCUUAACACAUUUAAUACAGGAAAUAAAUGUUCUUGAAAAAGAAGGAAUAAUAGUUACAACACCAAGCGGAGAGUUUCAUGUGCAUUUUAUUCUAGGUUUAAUAUUGGGUGACAAUUUAGGAUUGAACACUAUGCUUGAUUUUAGUAAAUCUUUCUCAGCAAACUACUACUGUCGUUUUUGCAAAGCUAGUAAAUCUGAAGCUUUAGAACUAUUUGUUGAAAAUAAACAAUUACUGCGCACAAUUAACAAUUAUUCAAAUGAUAUAAAUACAAAUGACUUUAAAAGUACUGGGAUUUAUCAAGAGUCUGUUUUAAAUCAAAUUUAUAGUUUUUAUGUUGUAACUAAUUAUUGUGUAGAUGUCAUGCAUGACAUAUUUGAAGGGAUAUGCCAUUACGAUAUCUGUCAUGUAAUUUUUUAUUAUACGCAAACUGUUAAAUUAUUUUCUUUGGAAAAAUUAAAUAAUCGAAAAACCACAUUUCACUAUGGUCCAAUAGAAGUUGGUAAUAUUUCACCCGAAAUUACAUUAUUACAUUUACAAAACAAUCACUUAAAAAUGUCUGCACGAGAAGUAAUGACAUUUAUACAUUUUUUUCCUCUGAUGAUAGGAUACUUAAUUCCUGAAGAUGAUGAGGUAUGGAAUUUUGUAAUUAUUUUGUUAAAAAUAGUUGAGUUAUUAUUGUCUUACAAAUUUACAGAAAGCUCAAUAAUAUAUUUGGAACAGUUAAUUAAAGACCAUAAUUUUUUAUACAGCCAACUUUUUAAUGAUAGACUAAAGCCCAAACAUCAUUUUUUGAUACACUACCCUAAUAUAAUACGUGAAUCAGGACCACCUCGACAUUUUUGGUGUUUUCGUUUUGAAGGAAAACAUAAGGAGAUAAAAAUGUAUGCACGUUCAAUAACAUCAAGAAAAAAUAUAACACUAACACUUGCAAAAAAAUUUCAAAUUAAAUUUGCCUAUCUACUUAUGCAGCCAAAAAAAGAUGAUUUGGUAUUGAAUUUUAAACACAAAAUUAAAGAAAGUCAAUUUGGCAAAUUAAUAAGUGAUAAAUAUAAAAUAACACCUAACCAGUAUGAAUGUUAUAAUAAAAUUGAAUACAAGGGCACUAAUUACAAAGAAGGAUACUACUUAACCAGGUUUAUUUAUGAAAUGUGUCUAUUUAAAAUUAUAGAAAUAAUAGUGAUUAGUAACAUUAAAAUAAUUAUUUUGACCAAACAAAUACAAUUAAAUGGUUUUCAUUCUCACUUAGAAGCCUACGAAGUAGAUUUCAAUGAGCAUAUCAUUUUAAAUCCAGUUUUUAAUGAAAUAAAUGACUUUAAUGGACUACCAAUAAAUGUAGUUAAUACUUCAAUAGGCAAAAAAAUGUUCAGAACAAAAGAGUAUUUUAUGUAA
Macrosiphum euphorbiae (potato aphid) is the source of this 1830-nucleotide messenger RNA. Lineage: Eukaryota; Metazoa; Arthropoda; Insecta; Hemiptera; Aphididae. The record is from the annotation of a GenBank genome assembly.